Messenger RNA from Brienomyrus brachyistius, 4933 nucleotides. Its product is annotated as anoctamin-9-like. Gene Ontology annotation, cellular component: plasma membrane. Gene Ontology annotation, biological process: chloride transmembrane transport. Lineage: Eukaryota; Metazoa; Chordata; Actinopteri; Osteoglossiformes; Mormyridae. Gene Ontology annotation, molecular function: chloride channel activity; protein dimerization activity. The transcript has 24 exons. The record is from RefSeq and is a predicted model, not a curated record. Bases 468 to 2975 code for a protein of 835 amino acids.
UGUGCCAGUAUACUAACGUGGACAGUGUAGGAAGCUCACACGCAGUAAUGCAUGUGAUAGUUCUUCUAUUUUAUGGUACAACCAAACGUUUCACAACAAGCAAAGCGCUUUUCGUAAGCCGAUGCAUCGGUGUCACGCUGGGCUUUCACUUUCGGUCAGUUGAUUUAAUCCUAUCAGCGAUUCAUUGACUCGAUCGGGUCUGGAAGCAAAGCAGCCGGCGGCUCUUAGCGGCCGUUCGCCGCUGCCGCAUAUUUGCGCUGCACCUCCGUGCGCAAACCUGCCUGUGAGGCGCGGGACGCGGAAGUCGCUCGGUGCUCAAACACACUCGCAACUAGAAGAAAAAGCGCAUUAAAGUGCUCUCUGUGGAAGUCCAUAGCAAAUGGUAAUGAAGGAAUAAGGCGGAUUUAAGAACCCAGGCUACUUUCAUUUCUCAUCUGAAGUGGAAUGAUUGUCAUUUCUUCACCGGCAUGUUCUUCAAGAAGCAGGUUCAAGAAACUAGCCAUGAGGCGUGUGGAUGUGGUCUACCUCAAGGGGGCACCAUUGGUGCGGAUCCCCUUCUCCAUCCAUGGCAGGAAGAUGACCACUGCUCCCUGCCACAGCAGGCUUGUAUCGAGCUGACUGGCCGGCCUGCCGAGAAUGGCAGCGAGACCCCGCUGCUGCCCCCAGUGGUAACGACACACGGAACAUCUCGCAAUCCACCCUCGUACGACUAUGUUCUGGUUGGCAAGCAUAUUGAGGAUCCAAAUAGUGCGAUACGUACAAAGCAGAAGGAGUUCAUAUCUGCUUUGAGGCAGAAGGACAUUAAGGUGAUGGAAAUCGUGGACGAGCAAAAGGUGUUUUACGGGAUCCGUGCCCCGAAUGAGAUGUUCGAGAAGUACAGGUACCUGCUGAAGGUGUCCGACGCCUGCAACUGGAGCUGCGAGCAGCAAAGAGAGGUCAUCCUGUCCACCAGGAUAAGAAUCGUUCACUUCAUCCUGGAUCACACAUACAUAAACGUAAACUCUGAAGAGGAGAAUCUUGACCAACUCAUCAAGAAAAAUGUGUUUGAGACCAAAUUCUGUCUGCACGAGAAAAAGAAGCAGAAAGAGCUGACCCAAAGUUGGGCUCGCUGGUCUGCCUGUUUCCAGAGACAACCCAUUACUGAAGUGAGGAGCUACUUUGGGGAGAAGAUUGCCCUGUACUACCUGUGGCUGGGCUGGUACACCUGCCUGCUGAUUCCUGCGGCCAUCGUGGGGAUCGUUGUCUUUCUCUACGGUUUGGCGUUCUUCAACACCAGCCCGCUCAUAAAAGAGGUAUGUGAGGCAGAUACCAUCAUGUGCCCGCUGUGUGACCGUCAGUGCAAAGUAUGGAAUCUGUCAGACACCUGCACCUUUGCCAAGGUGAGCAUCCUGUUCGACAAUGAGGGGACGGUAGCCUUCGCCAUGUUCAUGGCUAUCUGGGCCACCGUCUUCCUGGAGUUUUGGAAGAGGCAUCGAGCAGCAUAUGUCAGCGAGUGGAAGGUGUACGACUGGUCUGAGGACGAGGAGGAGCUGAUUCUGGAGAUUAUAAAUGAUCCGGACUGUGAGACCAAGAAGUACCGGCACUCCUACCUGCACAGCACCGUGGUGCUGAUCCUCGUCACGCUCAUGCUGGUGCUCAUUAUCGGCUUGGCUCAAGCCUUGGUGGUCUUCCGUGUGGUGGCCCAAGUCCAGCUUUCGGAGAGCAAAUGGGAGUUCCUGAGCGACAACGCCAACACUGUCGCCAUCAUGAUGGGAGCCGUGGUACACUACUUAACCAUCACCAUCAUGACCCGGGUCAACAGGAAAGUGGCCCUCAAGCUCUGUGAGAUUGAGGAGACACGCUCAAACGCUGCCACUGAGAGGAGCUUCACCGUCAAGAUGUUCACCUUCCAGUUCUUCACCCUCUUCUCCUCACUCAUCUACGUGGCCUUUUUUCUCGGCCGGAUAAACGGACAUCCUGGGAGCUACGUGCGUAUCUUAGGGAAGUGGAGGCUCGAGGAGUGCCAUCCCAGCGGCUGCCUGACGGACCUCUUCAUCCAGAUGGCGAUCAUCAUGGUCCUGAAGCAGAUUCUGAACAACAUCUUCGAGUUCACUGGGCCCUGGCUGAGGCGGUAUGUGAAUAGAAAGACGACCAAGAAGCUGCAGAGGAAGUGCGGCCACUGCUAUAAAAAGGAGUGCAAGGAGACAGAGGAGGGCUCGGAGAUCUGCGAGAGCUGCAAGCUGCAGAGCUGGCUGCGCAACUACCGGCUGACUGACGUCAACGCCUUCAGCCUCUUCGAGGAGUUCCUGGAGAUGAUUCUCCAGUUCAGUUUCACCACCAUCUUCGUUGCGGCCUUCCCACUGGCUCCGUUCCUGGCCCUUCUCAACAAUGUCUUCGAGAUACGUCUGGAUGCCAUUAAGAUGGUCAGCCUGGAACGCCGGCUGGUGCCUAAAAAGACCAACAAUAUCGGAAUUUGGUCAAUUAUUCUGGAGGCCGUUGGUGUUCUGGCAGUCAUCGCAAAUGGACUUGUCAUCGGAGUAACUUCUGACUUCAUCCCCCGACUUGUGUACCUCUACCGAUAUGGCCCGUGUGCCACUGGGACUGUCACAGACAUCAGCUGCAUGAGUGGAUACAUCAACAACUCCCUGUCCACCGUGUUCGUGAAUGACCCGAACGUAAGCAAAGACUUCAGCCAAACACAGCUGAUCACACAUAAUGGCCUCUCCGUCAAUCAUUGCAGUUAUAAAGACUACAGGAACAGUGAGGACUACAGUUUCACUUCACAGUAUUGGCUUAUCCUGGCCGUGCGCUUUGCCUUUGUCAUCCUUUUUGAGCACGUGGUCGUCAUCUGCAAAUUCAUUGUUGCUUGGUUUGUCCCGGACAGCCCACACAGAGUUAAAAAUGACAGACUGGAGGACAAGUUGAAUAGACUGAAAGAGGAGCUCAGCUUGUUCAAAGAGAGAAGAGCGCAGUGGCAGCAGAGCUCCGACGUGUGAUGGGGGGAACGACCUUGCAGGACACAGGGCAACAAGGGGGAGCAACUUGGGAAACAAGGAGACGAGGCUCAGUGAGCGCAGUGUGAUUUCCCAUCAUGCUCCAUCGCCUCAACACCAGAACACUUCCUUACCUAGACUGUGAAAAUGAAGCCUAGUUCAAGAUGGAGUCAAGGAAGAGGUUCUUAGUUGUCUCCUAUAUAAGAGGAGGUGAACAUAGACGAAAGAAAACAAACACACAAUCCAAAGACUUGACCAUUUGUAUUCACACAGGGUCUUACUGGUUGUGUUCAGACUGUUCCAGGGUGCUGUAAAGAGAGGAAAAGUUAGGAUGAUUCCAAGUAGGGAGAUUACAAGAAUCCCUGAGGAUCAUAAAAAAUUUGGAACAUGAUUGGAUUGGUCUGGGUUGGGAACCCAAUAUGAUACGCUUUUUUGGGGCCCAAAAUCUCGAGCAGAACCCCUGAGUCUAUCUACUGUAAUUCCCGUCCAUGUCGUACAGCUGAAUGAAUGACCAGGUGCUGCAAUGGCUUAAGUAACAGCUCAUUUCCUGAGCCCAGGAUCAUGUGCUGGACUAUGGCAUCGCUCAGGAUGGGACCAUGCGGAUGGAAUCAUGAAAGUGGACCUAUGGUCUCCUCAAAACCUCAGGAGGCAGCUUCUGCAGAAAAGGGGUGAUGGACUUUGGAACGGUGUGGGCAAAGGCAGCUUCCCGGGAAUGGACACCAUUUGUGCUGAUAUUCUAUCUUCAUGUUCUGUUGAGCACAUCAUGCUCCUGACGUGUCCGCCUCAUAACAUUGGAAUCACCAUUCAUUAUAAUUAUCAUUUAUUUCGUUUGUUGUAUAACGUUGUGUAAAAAUGUAACACUUGAAUCGUGAAUGGUCAGAAUGGGUCAUUGAUUUGUAUGUAUUUUUGUCCUUAACAACAGGUUAAUUUUGAAACUAUGCCGUCAUGAAAAUUGUGGUAUAUCCAUCCAUCCAUCCAUUUUCUAAACCGCUUAUCCUAUUGGGUCGCGGGGGGUCCGGAGCCUAUCCCGGAAUCAAUGGGCACGAGGCAGGGAACAACCCAGGAUGGGGGGCCAGCCCAUCGCAGGGCACACUCACACACCAUUCACUCACACAUGCACACCUACGGGCAAUUCAGCAACUCCAAUUAGCCUCAGCAUGUUUUUGGACUGUGGGGGGAAACCGGAGUACCCGGAGGAAACCCCACGACGACACAGGGAGAACAUAAUUGUGGUAUAGAUCCUCCUUUUUAAUUUAUGUUUUACAUUGGGUGGGUGGGAUAUUUCAGCGCGGUAUCGCCCAUCCUUUAGGACGCCGAAAUUGUGUUGUCCGGUGGCUGAGUGAUGAGCAUCUCCCUGUUCUGGUAUCAGGGUGGACUCUCUGCUAAUUGCCAUUCGCCCAUUUCACAAAAAAAUGAAACCACUUCUUUCUUCAUUCCUCUUGGUACAUUUUAGGGAAAUGUAAAUACAUCCAGGACAUGUUUUCAUAAAAGAAUAAAGAAAAACGGUGAACCAAGCACCGAAAACAUUUAACCUGCAGAUGCUGAAAACCAGCUUUCAUCGUCACAGCAAAUCCACGUGUAAAAAGUGCAAAAAGUUUUUAAUUAAACCAUAUUGGAAUAUUUCUGUAAUAAUAAUGUCUGUAAGUAAACUGUGGUGGUAUUAGUGCUGAAUUUAGUUACUUGUGAGCCUUAGCUGAUUUAUCACAUCAUGACAUCUUGGGGGCUCAGUGGGCAGGGCUGGUACCUCAAACAUUAUAGCUGGGAGCUGGAGUUCGACGACUCCUGCUGUCCUUUGUUGCUGGAGUGCUGCUUAUAAUGUGUUCUUGCCAAUUAUUUAACAAUUAGAACAUAAACAGCCAUGUAAGGGGAUCUCUGGGCUUGGAGAUGGCUGAUCUUUCUGGGUAACAAAUAAGUGUAAUCCAUUAAUUUUGUUAAUAAAAAUACUACAUCAAGUCUCCAAA